Molecule: messenger RNA, 3116 nt
Organism: Pseudomassariella vexata
Lineage: Eukaryota; Fungi; Ascomycota; Sordariomycetes; Amphisphaeriales; Pseudomassariaceae
Product: THO complex subunit 1 transcription elongation factor-domain-containing protein
Exons: 3
Coding region: 176-2692 (838 amino acids)
Biological process (GO): regulation of DNA-templated transcription elongation; mRNA export from nucleus
Cellular component (GO): THO complex part of transcription export complex
Source: RefSeq, a predicted model, not a curated record
ACCCACCCUUCCUCCAUGCUGCGUGCUUUCAACACCACUAGGUUUGACCCAAGAACAAAGAAGGAUUUCCCGGCUCAACCGUCGUGUCAACUGCUCAAUUUUGAAUAAUGAUAGCGCAGAUGUUCGCGAAAGCAUACUCGGUGUCACCUUGACUUGCGCAUCUCGGGGAGCCAACAUGGACUUCCAAGUUCCCCAGGUCGCUGCAUUCUCCGACGCCCUCAAGGGAGCUCUUGAACAUGCUCAGACUGUCAAGCCCGCUUCAAUCGAGCCAGAACUGACCAAAGCCGACUUUGAGCAGCUCUUUUCUGAGGUACACAGCAUUUUCCCGACUUCGCAAUUGUCUCCCCAGCCAGACAAUGCGCAGGCUGCCGACGAGAAAACGACAGAGGAGCAGAAAGGCCGUCAAAAUGGUGUCAUUGAAACCGUCGCGCGCGAUCUUUUUAGCAGUCUGAUCGCCACCACAUCCAUUGAGUCGCCCGAGUUCGUCCAGGUUUGGAACCUCUUCGAUAUCCUGGCAGCUUUGUCCGACAACGAGCAAUGCGAACCAGCCCUAUUAUUCUGGCUCAUCGAGGAACUACUCGACAGUCAGACCAUCAGUGGUUGCAGCACAACCUUCGAUUUUCUCGAGUCGCGACGCGAGCGCAUAACCGCAAAACAUUGGAAGCAGAAGCAGCUGGUCAUUCUGAGAACGUGCAACGAGCUUCUCAGGCGUCUCUCCAGAGCUGAGGAUACCGGUUUCUGUGGACGCGUCUUCAUUUUCAUGUUCCAGAGUUUCCCGCUGGGCGACAAGAGUUCCGUUAAUCUUCGGGGCGAGUACCACACCGAGAAUGUCACUGCUUUUAAGGAGACACCGAUCAAACCCGAAGAUGCGGCUGAUAAGAUGGACGUGGACGGUGUGACCAGUACGCCUAAAGAAGAAAAGGACUCGAACUCAAAGUCGGUCGGCGCGAAAGCUGUUUCAUUUGACUCCAAGGACAAGUCGGCAUCAGAAAAGUCGCUCGAUACGGAUGCACUGUAUCCGGUUUUCUGGUCACUGCAGCAGUACUUCAGUCAGCCAACGAAGCUGUUUGAGCCCCAGACCCUGAACAAGUUCAAAUAUUCUCUGGAUGCUACUCUAGCAGCGUUUGAAACGGUUGCCCAAAGUCAGAGAAGCUCCAAAUCUUCCGACGAUACUAAGGAUUCAUCGAAGAAAAGAAAGGCCCUCGAGGUCGACGCCUCAGAUGACAACUUCAACCCGAAGUAUCUUACUAGCAGAGAUCUCUUCGAAUUGGAGAUCAGCGAUCUGUUCUUCAGGCGGCAUAUUCUCAUCCAAGCCGCCAUCAUUCUGGACUUCCUGCGAUCCCUGACGGACACCGCCAAGGUCAGGCACCGCAAUAUCAAGCAGCCAAAUCGAUCAGUCAUGUACAGCGAUCAAUUCCUGGGAGAGGACGAUGACAAAUGGGCCGAAUCUAUGCGAGAAAGGAUCAAUCACUACAUUUUAGCCGGACCGGAUGGGCCGCAUGUCAACCGGAUCAUAGCAGCUGUUACUUCGCGAGAUAAAGGCUGGGCGCGUUGGAAAAUGGAAAGCUGUCCCCAGUUCGAGCGACCAUCCAUUUCCCCCGCCGAGUUCAAUACGGCCAGAGCAUCAGCUAAACGACUGGCUACAAGCAAGAGACUAAGACCAACUCCGAUGGGUUCACUGAACCUUGAUUUUCUGAAGGACGAAGAUGAAGAGAUUGCCAUGGAGAAGUUUAAGGAUCCGGCCAGAUACAGGCUUCCAGACCUGGCAACCUUCAAGGACAAGAUCGCUGAAGAUGACCUCGAGCUCGAUUUCGCGAAGACGGAUACGGACCGGGCGCAAAUUGUUGAGGCCAAGGCCAGCAAGACCUGGAGAGCUCUAAGAAUCGCCAGCAGGAUAAGACUGGCUGCGUUUGACAGAAUCGACGAUUGGCAGAACAUUGAGGCCGUGUUUCAAGAACCCAAACAUGCCGACGACGAACCUCAAGAAGAGGAGGGAGAAGCCGGACGCCACCCUGACGACAAACGGCCAAUCAUCGUCUCAGGCCCCAGCGGCGUCGGAAAGUCGGCUUUGGUCGACUUGCUCUUAGAACGACAGCCGGGGGUAUUCAGCAAGCUGAUUCAGCAUACGACCCGGAAGCCGAAAGCGGGUGAAGUCGACGGUCAGGACUACCACUUUGUCGACUCGGCGGCAUUCAACGUAAUGCUAGAUGGCGACCAACUUCUGGAGUUCACCACUAGAGAUGGUUUCGAUUAUGGUUCCAGCAGAAAGAUGGCUGAUCUUGCCAUUGAAUCCGGCAAGAUCCCCUUGAUGCAACUGGAUCGUGAAGCCGUCCAAAGUGCAAAGGAGAAUCUCUACGUAGCCCGCGUCAUUUUCAUCUCGCCACCCAGCCGAGAGGAGCUAGAAUCGCGGCUCAAGAAAGCCGGUUCUUGCCCCGACGAUAAGCUCCCAGACCUGCUUAAGGCCGCGCAAGAAGAAGUUGAUCAGUCCAAAUCUGACGGAUUGUAUGAUACGGUGUUGGUGAACGAAGAAUUGGAGGCUGCUUAUAAGUCUUUAGAGGAGUUUAUCUAUGGCUGUGCCCCCACGACUAAUGGAGCGAAUGAGAAGAAUGGGGCAUCUGCCGAUGGAGACAUUACCAUGCAGGAUACGACGAACCGACAGAUAGAGCAGUCAUCGGAAACUAACGGUUGCUAGAAAGUAGAUGUUUGUGAGUGUAUCAGUAGCAAAGAGUCAACGGACACGGAGCAAACUUGUGGCCGAGAGGGUGAGGACAAGAUACCACGCUGAAGCCGUCUCUCAAGAGCCAACCGAUUGCAAACUUGAUAUCUGCUAAGGAUAACGAACGAGAGAAAAAAGACAGGAACAAGCAGUGCCGAUACAGUGCGCGGAAGGGGAAACAGCAAGCGAUCUGAUUGAGAACGGUGCUUCUUGUCUUGAGCCACCGCAGCGACGACUUGGCUUUCUCUGUGGGAAGAGGCGCUUGUGGAAGAGGCGCGACGCAUAUAUCUGACGAACACAAUAGGUUGCAUUAGACUGCGCAUGGCCAACAUGGUAGGCAAUUUAGCAAUCAUGGAGAUACCCGAAUGCAAUGUGAAGCACACUAGCGAAGAACUUGGGC